This is a messenger RNA of Equus quagga, 2542 nucleotides long. RefSeq names its product Ras association domain family member 4 (gene RASSF4). The record is from RefSeq and is a predicted model, not a curated record. The coding region runs from base 151 to 1122 and encodes 323 amino acids. NCBI's taxonomy places the organism in Eukaryota, Metazoa, Chordata, Mammalia, Perissodactyla, Equidae. The transcript has 11 exons. Gene Ontology annotation, biological process: signal transduction.
GGGAGGACCCCACGCUGGGAACCCACCGGGCCUUGGGCAGUAGGCGCUGCGGAGGCCCCUCUGGUGCCGGCGAGAUCGCAGCACGGGCAGAGGCUUCUGGACUGCGAGAUGUGUAGGCGGUAACUUGGAGUCUGCAAACAAGAGGAGAAGAUGAAGGAAGAUUGUCCACCCAGUUCUCACGUGCCCAUCAGCAACAGCAAGUCCAUUCUGAAGUCGGAGCUCUUAAGCCUGCUGAAAACCUACAACUGCUAUCAUGAGGGCAGAAGCUUUCAGCUGAGACACCGAGAGGAAGAAGGGGCUCUGAUCAUUGAGGGGCUCCUCAAUAUCGCCUGGGGACUGAGGCGGCCCAUCCGGCUCCAGAUACAGGAUGACAGGGAGCGAGUGCACCUCUCUGCGGCCUCCUGGAUGCCCGGACAGCCCAGCUGCCACCCAAAGGAGCCACCUCUUCAGGAUUUCAGGGUCACUGCCCAGGAGCCAAGUGCUCAGCCCAUGCAGCAGGCUGAGAGUUCCAGAGACAGCUCAGCUACAGAGGCCCUGGAGGAGGACGAGGAGACGCCACAGUUGAUGCGGACCAAGAGCGAUGCAGCCUGUGUGAUCCAGAGGAGGCCCAGGUGCCGCACACCUGGAGAGGCCCAGAAGAUCCGGCGACACCGGUUCUCCAUCAACGGGCACUUUUACAACCAUAAGACCUCCGUAUUUACUCCUGCCUAUGGAUCCGUGACCAAUGUGAGGGUCAACAGCACCAUGACAACUCUGCACGUGCUCACCCUGCUGCUGAACAAGUUCCGAGUGGAAAAUGGCCCCAGUGAGUUUGCACUCUACAUCGUACACGAGUCUGGGGAGCGGACAAAAUUAAAAGACUGUGAGUACCCGCUGAUUUCCAGAAUCCUGCAUGGGCCUUGUGAGAAGAUCGCCAGGAUGUUCCUGAUGGAAGCUGACCUGGGCGAGGAAGUCCCCCAUGACGUCGCUCAGUACAUUAAGUUUGAAAUGCCGGUGCUGGACAGUUUUGUUGAAAAAUUAAAAGAAGAGGAGGAAAGAGAAAUAAUCAAACUGACCAUGAAGUUCCAAGCCCUGCGUCUGACGAUGCUGCGGCGCCUGGAACAACUAGUGGAGGCCAAGUAGCCGGACAGCAUCUGCCUCUUCCAAAGCCCCCAGCAGCCAGUGUACACUGAGUGCCAGUGGCCGGGCCCUGACUGGUCACACUGAUUGAUGGCCACCAGCUGAGGAAUCCAGCAGCCAUGCUUCUACCUGUCUACCUGCCUGAGUCCCAUGAGUCCCAUGUCCCUGGCUCUUGGCUCCAAGGUGAGCACUCACAGGGCCCAGACCCAAGUCUGAGGAGCUAGGAACUUGCUUGGUGGGGUCUGUGCAUAGACUGGCCUGUGUAGUGAGCAGCUCUGAAGCUGUGGCACCAGCCACAUUAUGUGGCUGGAUGGUGUGGCCAGUCCUAUUCUCUCCACAUCUCUCCUGCUCAGGGGAGCUGUAGAUGACUGAGCCCCUGGGCCCUGAGCUCCAUCUGCUUUCCCAGUGCCUGGCUCAGAGUUUCUGCAGGGCCACAAGCCCCUGUCCUCAUCAUCCAUAUGAACUACAUGAUUCCUGUCUGCCUUCGCCUCAUGCUGCCACUCAGAAGCUCUGCCAGGAAAAGCAGGGGCUGCCAGCAGGUUUGAGACAUGCCCUCCUCCCACCCAUCACUUCACCAUGGCAUCCCUGGCCUCCAAGCCUCUGAUGUCACCCCAUGAACCUCACACAGCCCAGCACCCUGGCAGCAGAGGUCAGACUAGAAAUAAGAGCACAAGCAUCCUAUCUUCUCUCUGCAGCACUCGCUCUGGACUUCCUCAGUGAGUAAGGAAUUCUUAUAGGGAGCGUGCUGCAAGAAACGUCAAUUUGAUCACAUGGGGGAGGUAGCCCAGGUGGCAUUGGAAGGAUGCCUUCCCUGUAGAUGAGAGUCCAGGGGCUGCCGGGCAGCACCUUGGGAAGGCAGUGCUCAGUCCCCAUUGCUGCUGUUCCAUGGACACCUGUGUACCUCUUGCCCUCUCUGGGCUUGCAUUCCUCCACUCUCAAAGGAGCAAGAUAAGGAGUAAUGCCUGUUUGAGGAGAAAGGACUUUGAAUUCCCUGGGACCAGAUACUGAACAAUUUGGGUUUAUCAGCUGGUGGAGAAUUUCUGGAAUGAAAUAGAAGGUCUUUGUAAAACUAUGCAACAGUUUACAUCUGUCAUGUGAAGUGUUUGUCCAAAACAGAGCAAAUUUUUCUCCCACUGGGGCCUGUGGAUAGCAAAUUUAAAGAGAAGAACUAUAAAGUCUUCCAAAUACAGGAGAUUCCAUCUCUGCUUCUUGCAGCAGCUCCUCAUCAGCGCCUAUAAAGAACAGAGCUUGGGGCAGCCAUGCCAUGUGGACCUACUUUUCAGGGUUUCCCCCAACUCGCUCCAUCGUCACAGAGACAUGCAGAGAGAUGGCUGGGGAAGGCCCAGCCGCAGUUUCUGUUAUCUGUGCUCUCCUUUAGCAGCAUAGUUUCCUAGGUGCUCAAUAAAGGUGUGCUGUACUGGAA